AUGGACGGCGAGGACGACGUGUCCAACGAGACGAACGCGAUGGAUUCGCUCGAUGGGGUGGAUAUGGACGCGCUCGCGGCGCAGGUGCGGUCGUUGUAUUCCGAGGUGGAAAAGUUGGGGGAUUCAGGAGCGAGCGCGGAGGAGUUGGCGUGGUUGGAGAGCUCGCUCAUCGACGACGACGCGGCGAACGCGAGCGCGGAUAUUCCCGAGCGCGAAAAGCUCACGAUGACGACGAAGAAAGCGUCCUCGACGAAGAAGACGUCGGCGAGGACGAAGAAAUCUUCUAUGACGACGAUCAGACGCGUGUCACAGAGCGAAGAUGAGAGCGCGCUGGACGAGACGGAGAACGGCGUCGUCACCGAAGGGUUGGCGGCGCGAAGCGCGCGCGCGCGCGCCGUCGCGCGUGGCGUGCGAAGUCGUCCGAAAAAGGCCUCGGUUUCGGUGAUG
Molecule: messenger RNA, 447 nt
Organism: Ostreococcus lucimarinus CCE9901
Lineage: Eukaryota; Viridiplantae; Chlorophyta; Mamiellophyceae; Mamiellales; Bathycoccaceae
Exons: 1
Source: RefSeq, a predicted model, not a curated record